CGCGUCACGUGUCCCGCUUGCGACAGGCGCGUGCGAUUGUGCGGGGUUCGGCGCGACGUCGUGAUUAAACCGCGUAUGGGACAUUGGUUCCAACAUUUCGCUUCUCUUGCUGGAAGCAUCGUCAGAGUGUGACCACAUCUUGUACAGGAUCAUGCCCUCGAACAAGUCUGUGUCGGAUGCGCCCAUCACUCAGUUCAUCAACUGCAGGAUCCUGAGGGACCACCGGCUGCAGAGGGAUGACCUGUGGGUUCGAGAAGGGAAGAUCUUGAACCCAGAGAAGCUCUUUUUUGACGAGGAGGGCUUUGCGGACCUCCAAGUGGACUGUGGUGAUGGGAUUCUUGCCCCCGGCUUCAUUGACGUCCAGAUCAAUGGAGGCUACGGGGUCGAUUUCUCCCAGGCAGCUGAUGACAUUAGCGGGGGUAUGGCUCUGGUGGCAAAAAAAAUCCUGGAGCACGGGGUGACAUCGUUCUGCCCUACCCUGGUGACGUCCCCGCCACACAUCUACCACAAGGUUCUUCCGCAGGUCAGCGUUGAUGAUGGCGGGCCGGGUGGAGCAGGGGUCCUGGGGGUUCACCUGGAGGGCCCCUUCAUCAGCAGGGAGAAGAGGGGGGCGCAUCCUGAGCGCUAUCUGUGCAGCCUUGCAGGGGGUGGCCUGAAGGACCUGCUCGAGGUCUACGGCAGCCUGGACAACGUGGCCAUCGUCACGCUGGCGCCAGAGAUACCUGGCAGCCUGGAGGUGGUCCGGCAGCUCAAGGAGCGAGGCAUCACCGUGUCCCUAGGGCACUCGGUGGCUGACCUUUCCCAGGCAGAGCAAGCGGUGCAGCAUGGUGCCACCUUCAUCACCCACCUGUUCAAUGCCAUGCUGCCCUUUCACCACCGGGAUCCAGGCAUCGUGGGCCUCCUGACCAGCGACCAGGUUCCUGAAAAUCGUACCAUCUUCUACGGGAUGAUAGCUGAUGGCAUCCACACGAACCCAGCAGCCCUGCGCAUUGCACACCGCGCCCACCCUGCAGGACUGGUGCUGGUGACAGAUGCCAUCACAGCCAUGGGACUGCCGCCUGGUCGCCACACCCUGGGUCAGCAGGACAUUGAGAUCGAAGGCCUCCAUGCCUACGUGGCAGGAACGAAGACGCUCAGUGGUAGCAUUGCCACCAUGGACAUGUGUGUGAGACACUUCCAGCAGGCGUCAGGCUGUUCUCUGGAGGCUGCCCUGGAGGCUGCCUCACUGCACCCUGCCCAGCUGCUGGGGAUUAGCCACCGCAAGGGUACUCUCAACUACGGAACGGACGCAGACUUUGUGCUGCUGGAUGAUGAGCUCAGCGUUAGAGCCACGUACAUCGCUGGACACCAGGUGUGGAGGAAGUGAGAGCCGUGAUGGCGGUGCGC
Molecule: messenger RNA, 1386 nt
Organism: Scleropages formosus (Asian bonytongue)
Lineage: Eukaryota; Metazoa; Chordata; Actinopteri; Osteoglossiformes; Osteoglossidae
Gene: amdhd2
Product: amidohydrolase domain containing 2
Exons: 13
Coding region: 152-1366 (404 amino acids)
Biological process (GO): N-acetylglucosamine catabolic process
Molecular function (GO): N-acetylglucosamine-6-phosphate deacetylase activity
Source: RefSeq, a predicted model, not a curated record